ACAAGUCCACUUGGUGAAUGUUGCUGGUUUGUUUUCGGGGAAGCGGUACAUACUCCCAAGGCUUCACCUAGUAGACAGAGCUGAGGGUGAAAUCCUCCCUUCUGCUCAGAUAGCGUUCCCAUUAUCUUCGGUUUCAUGCUGUCAGAAACACAACCUGCUAACGUUAUCUCCCUACGCUAAUGCUACUAACGUAAACAAUGAAUAGAAGACUAACGUUACCCUGCUAGAAACGCAGCAUUUCACAUCUAAAUGAUCAAGUACUCUCAUAAUGGUGGUUAGCUAACGUUAGCUACGAAGCUAGGUUACUUGGGACAAUCCUUUCAACUUGCUUGCUGUCAGGUUAGCGUUAGCUUACGACAGCUAACUUCGCUAUGUGAACUCAGUAAGCCAGGAAAGUGGCGAUAAAGGAACUCCCUGCAACUCUCAGGUGUUGCAGGUCGCUCUCAUGUGCCCAUGGAGAAGGCAGCCUUUGAGGGGUGGCUGGAGUCAGUCUCCGUCGCUUUCCUUACUCUGAACGACCAGCAGCGCAACCAGUCUCUGGACCACCUCAUUUCUCUCAGUGGUGCAGUCCAGCUCCGUCACCUGUCCAAUGGACUGGAGACCCUGCUGAAGCGCGACUUCCUGCGCCUCCUUCCCCUGGAGCUGGCCUUCUACCUGAUACACUGGCUGGACCCUGAGACUCUGCUGACCUGCUGCCUGGUCUGCAAGCAGUGGAAUAAGCUGAUCAACUCGUGCACAGAGGUGUGGCAGGGUGUGUGUCGGAAGCUGGGCUGGAGGAUCGAUGAGUCCAUUCAGGACGCCCCACACUGGAAGGCGGUGUACCUGAAGGCUAAGCUCCGCAUGGUACAGCUGCAGGAUCAGGAAGCCUUCGAGACAUCCUCCCUGAUUGGACACAGCGCUCGAGUAUACGCCCUCUACUAUAAGGACGGCCUCCUCUGCACAGGUUCUGACGACCUCUCUGCCAAACUAUGGGAUGUGCGCACUGGGCAGUGCAUUUACGGAAUCCAGACGCACACCUGCGCCACGGUGAAAUUCGAUGAACAGAAGCUGGUGACCGGGUCCUUCGACAACACCAUCGCCAGCUGGGAGUGGAGCACAGGAGCCAAAAUCCAGCAGUUCAGGGGCCACACAGGAGCAGUGUUCAGCGUGGACUACAACGACGAGCUGGACGUGCUGGUGAGCGGCUCUGCAGACUUCACAGUGAAGGUGUGGGCCCUGUCUGCAGGGGCCUGCCUCAACACCCUCACCGGACACACCGAGUGGGUCACCAAGGUGAUUCUGCAGAAAAGUGAAGUGGAGUCUGUGGUGCACAGUCCUGGGGAUUACAUCCUCCUGAGUGUGGAUAAGUAUGAAAUUAAGGUGUGGCCUUUAGGCAGAGAGAUCAACUGUAAGUGUCUGAAGACCCUGUCGGUGUCGGAGGACCGCAGUAUCAGCCUGCAGCCCCGCCUGCAGUUCGACGGACGCUACAUCGUCUGCAGCUCGGACAUCGGAGUCUAUCAGUGGGACUUUGCCAGUUUUGAGAUUCUCAGGGUGAUAAAGACGCAGGACCCGGCCAACCUUUCCCUGCUCAGCUUCGGCGAGGUGUUCUCGCUCCUUUUCGACAACCACUUCCUGUACGUGAUGGACCUGAGGACGGAGGCCAUCUCGGGCCGCUGGCCUCUCCCCGCCUACAGGAAGUCCAAACGAGGGUCCAGCUUCCUGCCCGGCGUCACCUCCUGGCUCAACGGCCUGGACGGGGACAAUGACUCUGGACUGGUGUUCGCCACCAGCAUGCCCGACCAUAGCAUUCACUUAGUCCUGUGGAAGGAGAACGGAUAGAGGGGACGGGACGCCGGGACAUCAAUCUACAGACUGCUAGGACCAGAGCGUGUGCUCUGAUAUACGAACCUACAACAUGCAUGGACCAAAGCAUUUAGUUUUUAUCUGUUUCUUCCUCUACACACACACACAUUCACACAUGGAACACGGAGGAAGGGGAUGAAACUGGAUCUGCUCCUGAUCUCCUCCUCUUCUGCAAUCUUGGACGAAGAACUUAAAAAGAAAAAGCCGAGAUAAAUCAGUAACGAUAAAAACAAUGGUAACAAAAAUCCCCAAAUAAACAACACAUUUAUUCUAAUGUAAAACGUUUUAAUUGUUUGUGGCAGAUUUGCUCUUUGAUCAGUCGGCAGUGUGCGGGGGGGAAUAAUGGGAAGCUGACUUUGAUCCAUGGUCUGGACUUUUUUAAUCAGGAUGAGACACAUGUUCGAUACCCUAACAGUGCGUCCUUUAAAGAACAGCAGGCUUGCCUUAAACACAGCGACUGUAAAUAAAGGGGAACACUUCCUUUGUCUUCAGAUUCUGAGGUAAAUAUCAUCACGGAGCCGAGGACGCUGCGUGUUAGGUGCUGUGGUACAUCGUCGUGUACCGUGUGAAAUAUUGUGAGCUCCACUGAAUCUGCUUUUUCUUAAAGGACUGGUUGUAAUGUCGGCUUGAGAAAUGUGACGUGCCUUUUUCAGUUCAUUUGAUGUUACAAAGUAGAAAUGACUGCGUUGUAAAUCUUUUAAGUAGAUUUUUUCACCUUUACUGUGCUCCAACAGUCUGAGAUGUCUGUAAUUUUAUAGUUAUCUACCUGACACGACUCUUGCUCAGUGAGUUGCUUUUAUGAAUCAUCGGCUGUGUAAAACAUCAGGUUUAUUUUUCUAAAGCUGGGGGACUUGGCGAGCAUUCGGUUCUGUGCAAAAAAAGACGAUUUUCGACGUGGAGGAGUGGAUUUUCCUGGCAGGACAAAAGGGUCUGUGAGCACGCCUCGUCCUGUGCAUCGAAAUCAUGUCACCAUUCCUUUCUUUUCUGCUUCUGCAAAACUGAAACUCUGGCCACGAGUUGAUGUCUUCCUUUGGACCGGGCAGGCCACAGAUCAACACGGAUUGACUCGACCACCGAACCUCAGAACUGUUCCCUGAACACAGACCUGUUCCUCACAGACGUAGGCCUACAGACUCUUCGUGGGGUUAGGUUUUUCAAAUCUAAUUAAAACACCACCAAUAUUA
Molecule: messenger RNA, 3026 nt
Organism: Eleginops maclovinus (Patagonian blennie)
Lineage: Eukaryota; Metazoa; Chordata; Actinopteri; Perciformes; Eleginopidae
Gene: fbxw2
Product: F-box and WD repeat domain containing 2
Exons: 8
Coding region: 454-1818 (454 amino acids)
Molecular function (GO): protein binding
Source: RefSeq, a predicted model, not a curated record